Messenger RNA from Bombyx mori (domestic silkworm), 878 nucleotides. It is a transcript of the gene E(spl)malpha, whose product is annotated as enhancer of split malpha. Lineage: Eukaryota; Metazoa; Arthropoda; Insecta; Lepidoptera; Bombycidae. The record is from RefSeq and is marked provisional. The transcript has a single exon. Bases 49 to 525 code for a protein of 158 amino acids. Gene Ontology annotation, biological process: Notch signaling pathway; sensory organ development.
UCACUAGCGACACACGCUCUCAUACACUAUUUCAUUAACAUUAUCAACAUGUCUACGUACGCUAACAACGAAUAUAUCAUCGCGACAAACAACUCGAUUAACGAAAACAGAUACAACGCUGAAAAGAUGAAGAAUAGCGGCAUUAAGGCGCUACUGCGGCCGCUUAUGAAGAUGAUCAAGAAGACAACGAAACGGGUUCCCGCCAAGGCGAUCGACACGUGCCACGAGGACGCACAGAACUCGAGCAACGAGCUAUUGGAACGCAAGAUCUACGAAGAGAUGGAAGCGUGCCAGUCCGGUGCCGCUUUCCUCGUCUACAAUCAAGAUGAAACCUGUGACCUUGUGCCGGUCAACAAGGACACAUUCUACGUCCCCGUGCACUUCGCACGCACCGAAGCCGGCACCUUCUUCUGGACAGCAGUCUCUAAGCCCGAAGCUGACUUCGCAACGGCGCAUUGCUACACCGAGUGCCAAGCGGCAGAACAACAACAUCCAGUGCUCCAAGACCGUUGGGUGCAAGCUUGAAUGCAACACGCGACCAGGAUCAGUGUCUUCCGUGAAACCAGUGAAUGUCCUUUGGUUUCUGCAACCGUCUGUGAUGUUAGCUUUAAUAAUUCGCAAGUGCCAUGUAGAUUAAAAUUUAGUAUUAAGUUAAGCUCAACACUCGUGAUGACUUUUCGAAAGCUUUAUAUGUUUAUGAAUAGCAAAUUGUGAUAAAACAUUAUUGUAUUGUAUAAUUUAUGUUAGGUGUAACUUAGAAACAUAAUCUUCCUGAAUAUGAGCUUUAAUUGUUUUUUUUUAGAUGUAAUAAUUUAUUUUAAUGCUGAACUUUUAAAUGUUUUUUUUUAAAUGCGAAAUAAAUAAAAAUUUUGAUGAUA